CAAACAAGCGAAACGUCGCUGGGCGCCCAAGCUACGCGGCUACGCCUACGGGAAUACUUUAGUUGCAUAGUGGGUUGCCGAGACGGCAGUAAUUGACAGGAACCGUCGGUACAAGAAAGGCGACCUGUGUAAAGCAUUAUCUGCGGAACGGCACGCAAUGCCUGUAAGCGUAACGCAACAAACAACUACCGUCUCAUCGUCCGGCGGGAACGAGCGAUUGGCGUUAUGUGCCUUCAACUUCGGCUACCUGAAGACGCCAGACGGUUGGAUCAAAAUAGCCCAAGUGAUCGUGGGACUGAUAGUAAUGUCGCUGUUGAUCAGGACCUAUAAUGUAUCCUGGGUGCUGUUCCUGAUGAUGACGGCUUUUGCUUUUGCUGUCGUCAGCUUCAUUAUUCUACUUUCGGCGAUGGGUUCCUACUCGGGAUCCCUCCUCAUCGGAACUCUUUUUUACCUCAACUACCACAUUGUGGGCUUCAUCUUCUACCUUUCGGGAGGGUUGACAUGUGUUGUCAAUGCGUCACAAUAUGUUGGCUUGGGCAGCAUCAUAGCUGCUGGGGUGCUUGGCCUCAUUGCCUCAGCCCUAUAUGCAGUGGAUGUUGCCCUGACAGUCCGAGCACGUGUUUGAAUCUUCAGUGCCAAGUGUCCGAAUUUACCUCUGAAGCACUGCAGUGCUCAGCUCUGUAUGCCCUUGCCUUUGCACUGAUGUACAACUGGUGUUGCAAAAAGUCUUGACAGGCGCUGUUAAUGUAUUUUUUUUUUCGUGCAUUUUGCAUUUACCAAAGGCAAUGGAAGUUAAGAAAAGGUUGUGAGGGCUGGCUACUGAAUCACUAUUAUGGCACAAUGUGUGUUGCUCAGCUUAACAGCCGUGGGACAGGCAGAGCAGCUUGUGUAUGAAGGAGUGUGUGUCUAUAUGUAUGCGUGCUGCAUGUUUUGUGCUUACAAUGUGGGGGUUUAAUCUGUUGUAAAUCUAAGCAGUUUCACUGAUAAGGUUUUCUUUCACUGAGCUAUAGGUGAAAAAUGGCUAAUAACUUUCUCUCUCUCUUUUUUUUUUCUUUUGUAAGGGUCUUCUUGGAAGAAUCCAAACCCUAGCAUGUUUUAAUGCAUUUAACACUUGUUUCAGGUACUAUUAACAGAAAGUAGUGAUAUGAAAAACUAAAAUCUGGCCCCCUGAAAAGAUUUCAUGGCAGCAGGAAUGGUACUGUUCGCUUGUUCAUUUAGAAUGGGUACCUUCACAUUGCAUGCAUAUACAGCAUAAUACAAGUUUGUUUUGUGAUAAUAGUUUAGAAACAAUCUUUUCCAAAAUUUGAUUCUGUAAAUACUGUUUCACAUGUUCCUUGACGUUGCCUGUUGCAGUGCUUGGUUGGAGAAAGACAAAGACAGCACAAAUGCAGGAACCUACUUCCUCAGUUGCCAUUCCUUUGUGAAAAAGUGCAUUGCUGUAGAAUAACUCACAUUUAAAGUAUGCUGUACCUCCUGUACUCGGUUGGUGUUUAUUUAAAGCCUUAAGAGAAUCUCUGUAUCUGCUUCACUGCAACUUUUCAUAUGUUAACACAGCAACAUGAGCAGUGUAUUUUUCGAUAAGCAUGGUCACAUUUUGACUCCUAAAUAUAGCUGCAAACUCGUGAGAUACCAUAGAAACUUGAUAUUUUAGAGAAGCCACAACUGCUUGGCAACAUUGCCUGAGCAGCAGGGGCGAGGGGUGGGGGAUUAAUUUCAAAAGUUUUCAGCUGCCCUGUAAUAAAAAAACACAAAGGCCACAGAACAAAAAAAAAGAAAAAGAAAAAAAAAAGCACAGCUGCAGCUGUGCUAUAACAAUAUAGUAUAUUGAGCAUAAUUGCAACUGUAGAGCUGAUUAAAUUUACCAUAUAGUGGUCACAUAUAUUAUUUUCCCAUUUUGAUAACUUUUAUUUGUUCACCACCGAUGCUGUCAUAAAAACAAUAUAGGGUCAUUGAACCAAGUGAAUUGUUAGCAUGACGUGCAUGCAGCAACGUGUGUCACACAAAUUUAAAUUCUAGUUGCUUUUUUCUUGCAACUGUGAAGUGCUAACUCAUAAAUAUGAAUCAGUCUGUUCAUUUUACCUUUUAUUAUUACAGUUGAACCACGAUAAAAUUAACAUGGACAUAAUGAAUUAUAGGAUAUAACAAAGUAAAUCUAAAAUGUUUCUUGCAGAUAUCCGCGUGUAAUAAAUAUGCACUUAUAAUGACCUUUGGAUAUAACGAGGAUAUUUUCAUGUCCGAUGUGACUUUCUUAUAACCAGGCUAGAUUGUAUUGUUAUUGAAUGUGAGCCUCUCUUUAGAAAAAAAAAUGUUUCUAGGUGGCGCUUGGUAUGAAUGCAAGACCAUUGCAUUCACACCAAGUCAAAAGUAAAAUUGACAAAUGACAAAAGUAAAAUUGCAGUUGCUGCACAACUCCUGGUGGCAAAAACCGUCCAUCCUCCUGGAACUCAUGUUAAGGCAGCAUCAGGCUUGGUGUAAACAGGAAUAGUGAAUAGUCCGCGUCAGCCAAUUGUGAAAACAAGGUGUACACAGUGUAGUGGCCAUGCUGGGUAAUCAUGCAGUGGGCGUCACCCGACGUCUCUUGCCAGUAGUGCAGAUUGCAAUUUAUGAAGCGUUGGAAGGCGUGUGUUACAUUCACUAUGUAUAUUUGCACUCGUAAUGGUUGUUAUAUAGUUGUUCAAGCACUCAUUUGAAUAACAGGUUUGGGUGACUAGCUGCACACAGUGAGUGUCAAAUUGUACUUACUGUGGCACAGGAAUGUACUGUGUUAUGUGUAUGCUCUCACAAAGUAAUAUACAAAGUAAUAAAAGGUUCAAAGUCAGUUUCUGACUUGUUGAAAGCAAAAUCAUUGAGACAGCGACAUAGUAAAGUUUGAGGAUAGUGAAUCGGUGUUGUGCACAUAUGUCUGACGUGCUUAUAGCGAGAGCGCAAUGGCAGAAGUACUCGUGGUGUGUGCACUCAUAGAGGCUAUAGUGUGCACUUUUAUACAUGUUUGUACUGUUGUGGAGUAUCGCAUCUUGUUUAGCAAAUUAUAAGAAAGAUUGAAAAACAUUUGCCGUAAUUGUGUGUAGUUUUUGUGCUGUAGUGACUCGCACAUCAAGAAAUUGUGCCAUGGCAGGAAUUUCGCUUACUAAUGUGGUGAAAAAUACUACUUUUGCUAUUUCCUACCUUGAGAGCUACGUACUAGAUGGUAAAGGAUCCUUUUUGUCACCAUCUGUCCUUGUGAUGAAAAUGACCCCGAAAAAUACCUGAAUCACAACUACAAUUCAUGUCUGGAGCACAUGUUUGUCAGUGCCUCUUUUUGCAGUGCACAUAUGUGUCAAAUCCCAAUAAAUUAUCUUUGUACAGGGGAAGGCAUAGUUCUAGUUUCAAUAGUUCCCUACUUGUGGUGUCGCACAUGUGCACAUGAAAGCACAUAAGAAAACAAUUGCUAUCUCGUGACCAGCAUGACUGUGGACAUUCCUGUGUAUAUACUAAAAAAAAAUAACUAUGUAAAUGUUCUUGAAGUGCCAAGCACUUCAAGGCAGUGUAUAGAUUUUGAACAUUGCUUGAUGUGAGCGUGGAUUUAAAUUAACUGGGACAAUGUGAAGCUGAUGUACGGUAAUCACAAGUGAGGAAAGACAGCUUGGGAGAGUGCUGCUAUGAAAAGUACCACAGUGAAGCAGUACCGUGUUUUCCGGUGUAUAAGUCGCAGUUUUUCUGAAUUUUUCGUCGGUCCGUCUUAUAGAACGGUGCGACUUAUAUACGUUUUUCUUUUUUGGAAAAACUGCCAUCAAAAUCGGAUUGAUGCUAUGGCCACGCGAAGCGCACUGGGUUGACCUCCUGUAGCAGUUGCUACGUGUUGUGCGCGCACUAUGGAGGUACUGGGUUCUUCUCGUGAUCGAGUUGCCGAGCGCUAUGCAAGAAGGACGGAGCAGCAGCGCAAGCGGCGCAGGCCAACCGUGAGUUGACCGACCCUGAAGUCGUCGCAUCUGCAGAUCGCUUUCAAGAUACGACGCGCACCGCUGUACAAACUACGCAGUUGCUAGCAGAGUACAAGCCACUCCCCCUCCCUCCCACGCUGCCUUCCCGCUUUCCUCCCUUGUGCGUGAUUCGGCUCACCGUCACACGCUCUCACUCGCACAUACAGCAUACAGCACGCAGGCACACUGUUAUUGCCCUUGGACUUUAUGCGGAACAUCGCGGCAACCACGACGGCAGAAUUGUUUCUGGAGUGUCCAUAUCAUUGCUAUCGCAAUUACAUAGGAAUGGCACCCAUAUACUUGCGCGUGACCGGCGUUCAUGAAGUGAAACGUCACUAAUUUUUUAAAAAUUGCUUACUGAAUAAGCGAAGUAUAAGGUGUGUCUUAAACACCAGUGCGACUUAUAUACAUUUUAUUUCUGAAAAACUGCCGUUCUGAGGGCGUCUGACUUACACAAAGGUGCGACUUAUAGACUGGAAAAUACGGUAACGUAGGCUGUUUAGUUGCAAGCUGAACAUGCUGUACUUCUUGCACUUGCUAUAGCAGAAUGUAUGCCACAUAUUUGACUCU
Messenger RNA from Dermacentor silvarum, 4529 nucleotides. RefSeq lists its product as uncharacterized. The coding region runs from base 158 to 625 and encodes 155 amino acids. NCBI's taxonomy places the organism in Eukaryota, Metazoa, Arthropoda, Arachnida, Ixodida, Ixodidae. The transcript is spliced from 4 exons. Gene Ontology annotation, cellular component: membrane. The record is from RefSeq and is a predicted model, not a curated record.